AUAACGAUCGUGACCGUCAUGUUUUGCUGCCCGUCGUGUCAAAUACAGACGUCUCGAACUUCGAAUGUUUCGUUUUUUCUGAUCCUUUUUAAACAAUGCUGCACCGGAUUAUCUUCUUUCUCAACAAUUAAUAUCAUUUUCAUUUGAAUCUGAGAACUCUACACCCAAUCAAUCUUUAAUUUUCACGUGUGUUGGACGUAACCUCAAUUGCCCGUGAGUGCACAUGAAUGGAGAAGAAAACAAAACAAAUAUGGAUGACGAACGGAAACCAAACAUUAUUUUCCAUCCCAUUAUUUCUUCGAUACAAAAAAUCGCACUUUACGAAACAACAUCCCGUUUCUAUUUGAUGGGCUCGAACAAUACUCUGACGCGUUUUCGUGUAUUGAAAAUUGACCGCACAGAGCCUAGAGAGCUAACGGUGGUAGAUGAUAAAAUUGAGUAUACUCAAGAUGAAAUAAAAGACUUGGUGAACAUGAUAGACAUGGGAAACAGAAACCGUGCUGGUCAGAGGAGCAAAACUGGAGGCGUCGCAAAAGUUGUGUCAGCUUUUGGAAUCAUGGGCAGCGAUAAUAAUGCAGCAGAAGAUGUCGGAGAAGAUGCGAACGGUGAGCAGGCGAAAAAUCAUGAAGAACAACGGACACAGACGAAUCUUCACAGGCCGACUCAAACCAGGUUCACGUGGAAGACAAUGUGGCAACGAGACUCUUUUCCCAGAUUAGUAGCGGCUUUCGGCCUUGUCGGUUUCGUUCGUUUUCUCGAAGGAUACUACAUCAUUUUAGUAACAAAACGUCGAAAAGUAGCGGUCAUAGGACACCAUACGAUUUACAAGAUCGAAGACACUUCGAUGAUUUACAUCCCAAACGACGCAGUCCGUUACUUUCAUCCGGAUGAGCAAAGAUACGUGAAAAUGUUUCAAAGCAUUGAUCUGAGCAGCAAUUUUUACUUCAGUUAUUCGUACGAUCUGAGUCACACGUUGCAAAGCAACAUGGCUCCUCCGAAACACAUAAAAACAGAUCUGCCAGAUUGUUUAAAAAAACAACAUGGGACUGCUGUUACAGCUGCCGCCGAAGAGGGGGACGAAAAUGCUGAUGAUUUUUUCAAUAUGUGGGCGUUUCGUAAGAGUUGGGAGAGAAAUGGUUACGGAGAAAAAUCUAUAGAUUAUGCAGUCCGUAGUAACCCGCACCGGCGUUUCGUGUGGAAUUCCUAUCUGCUGAGUUGCGUUGAGAAAGAUCUACAUCCCGAUUGGAUCUUGUACGUGACCCAUGGGUUUAUCGGCCAAUCGAAUGUCAGCAUUUUCGGUAGAUCAAUUUACAUAACUCUUAUUGCCAGAAGAAGCAACAAAUACGCGGGUACAAGGUUUUUGAAACGGGGAGCAAAUUUUGACGGCGAUGUGGCGAACGAAGUCGAAACCGAACAAAUCGUUCACGACUCAGCCGUCAGUUCUUUUCACGCAGGACGCUUUAGUUCUUUCGUACAAAUGCGCGGCUCGGUCCCCGGCCAUUGGAGUCAAGAUCUUACGAAAAUGGUACCGAAACCAACGAUAAGCUGCGAUUUGACUGACCCGUUUGCCGAAACUCCAGGUGCUCAUUUCAACGAGCUUUUGAAAAGAUAUGGCUCACCGAUUAUAAUUCUGAAUCUUGUGAAAAACCGAGAAAAAAAAAAGCACGAGAGCACCCUCAGCGACGAACUGAACGCAGCGGUUAAAUAUCUCAAUCAGUUUUUGCCACCGGAGCACCACAUUCAAUACAUAAGUUUCGAUAUGGCGCGAGUUAACAAGGGUAAAGAAGCAAAUGUGAUGGGUCGCCUGGCCAACAUCGCGAAUAACGCUGUUAUGAAAACCGGAAUCUUUCAGUCCCAGGAUCCGUAUUACAAUGAAAAGAAAUUCUUCUCGUCGUUGGGAAGUACGAGGAAGCCUCCGAAAACGGAGUGCAGUCCGAGCGAAUAUCAGGACACAAAAUUACUGGGUUCAAAUGAGGUUCGGAAUAAAAUUAUUCACGGGUCAAGAGCCAAUCGAAACGAUGAUAGCGUCGUUUCAGUCUCGGGGGUUGCGGGAGCGGCGGCAAUGUCGGCGUUGCUGACGCGCGACGAAAAUGAGCGUGUUGAGAAAGUGAGAGAAUUUUUUGCGGAAAGGGGCACGCUUCAAACUGGAAUAAUUCGAACAAAUUGCGUCGAUUGUUUGGAUCGAACGAAUACCGCUCAAUUUGCCAUAGGAAAGUGCGCUUUGGGGUAUCAAUUAUGCGCACUGGGAGUAAUCGAUUCGCAAAAGUUAGAAUUUGAUUCAGACUGCGUGAGAAUGCUCGAGGAAUUGUACGAGGAUCAUGGCGACACUCUGGCGUUACAGUACGGUGGCUCUCAGUUGGUUCAUCGAAUUAAAACGUAUAGAAAAACGGCACCCUGGACGAGUCAGGGCAACGAUAUCAUGCAAACGCUAAGCAGAUAUAUAAGGAACACUUUCAGCGAUCAGGAAAAGCAGCACACGAUGAACCUUUUUCUGGGAUUAUUCAUACCCGACGAGAGUAAACCUCCUAUAUGGGAAAUGGUCACAGAUUAUUAUCUUCAUCACAAGCCCGCUUGUCAGUACACCAGAAGGAAGAGAUUGUUGACCCAGUGGUGGGACAAAAACGUAUUGAAGUGUCUCCCCUACGCUUUCAAUCAAGUUACCAAAACUUGUUCCGAAAUGGUUCAGGUCCAAGAUACCCACGAAGAAAUGAUCGAUAUUUUUUACGAUUAUCACAGGCCUUUUGAAAUAUCACCUCUGGGAGAUGUUCACGCCUAUCAGUUGAGUCAUUCGGUCAGAGAUUUUAUGCCUCAUUUCACGACUAACGUCAGUCCGUUUGCCGUACGUGUUCGGCCAGGUCGUAGAAGAGAGGAAACGGGAAAAAAAAAUUUGAACAUGAAAAAUCCAUCGAUGACGGGUCAAAGUAGUACCAGCAGUACGGCAUCGAGCGCAAGUUCGAGCGUCGACACGAGUUCUGACGAUGACGAGAGCAAUCAACAAAUGAACGAUUCACAAUUGACGAGUUCACGUGACAGUGGCGAACUCGUGUCCUUCGAAUCGUUGUUCCCAUCGAUGAAAGAAAUUUAUGGUACUACACUCGAGUUCCCCAGACGAGCUGACAUUACGCUUUACAAAAGAUUCGUCGUGAUUGGACGAAAUGCCACGUACAAUACCGAUCAUUCGAACAUCCGUUCGAAAAUGGUUCAACAAGUGUCAUUUCCCGAUACUAUUCCAGCAAAAAUCGAAUUACCUGUUGUCAAAGAUGCUAGCAUCGAUAUUUACGAACAAUACGUGCGAAGAGCGGAGCGUCUAUCAAUUUCAGAGUGGCGCCUCGCAGCCCAGUUCGACGAGCAUGGAUUUAUAUGAGCAAUAUGCGCACCAACAACAACUUCUCCUUGGCAAAAUAUGAUUGGAAUGUUCAUAAAGAUUCACCGUAGGCAAAUCUUCUUCCUUCCGCUCUUAGACCUCAUACCUCAAUUACUAUUGUAACUUCAUUGAAAAUAUUUUGUUCGACUCCGUCUCCGUACCAAGGCAGUCUCAUCAUUAAUUAGGAAAAUAUUAAAUCAUCUUUCGUGUUUAAAAAACACGAAUAUUUUCAUUCGUGAACUCGAGAGUCUCUUCGGACUAUGUAAUUGUAUGUUUGUUGUAAAUAUAUGUUGAAAGGAAA
Molecule: messenger RNA, 3665 nt
Organism: Venturia canescens
Lineage: Eukaryota; Metazoa; Arthropoda; Insecta; Hymenoptera; Ichneumonidae
Gene: FIG4
Product: polyphosphoinositide phosphatase FIG4
Exons: 13
Coding region: 224-3364 (1046 amino acids)
Biological process (GO): phosphatidylinositol dephosphorylation
Cellular component (GO): intracellular membrane-bounded organelle
Molecular function (GO): phosphatidylinositol-3,5-bisphosphate 5-phosphatase activity
Source: RefSeq, a predicted model, not a curated record